Molecule: messenger RNA, 5652 nt
Organism: Hyalella azteca
Lineage: Eukaryota; Metazoa; Arthropoda; Malacostraca; Amphipoda; Hyalellidae
Gene: SRPK
Product: SRSF protein kinase 3
Exons: 13
Coding region: 314-5284 (1656 amino acids)
Biological process (GO): spliceosomal complex assembly; protein phosphorylation; regulation of mRNA processing
Molecular function (GO): ATP binding; protein kinase activity
Source: RefSeq, a predicted model, not a curated record
GCGAUCUAUCGAUGUUUGUCCGUAGUGGGUAACCCACUAGAAUGCUCAUGUGCAACUUUUCUUUACGACCUUCAUUAUAGGAGUUAUUUGUGAGAAUCUUACGUCGCCUUUUGUAGAAAAUAUUGAAGUCUCUCGCACUGAACUUCUGUGAUUUACCGUUCAUGUUACUUUUUAUUAACGAGCGAACGAAUACACGACUGAAAUUUCAGGCAUUGCACCUGGAUUUAUUAUUCAUAAUUAAACGACGUGGCUUUGAUUCAAUCGGGUUUCGAAUAAUAGCAUUUAAGCCCAUAAUGCUUUUUAAAUCAGCGUUAUGGUUGACACACAUUCUGGAUUAUUCUCAGCUGUAAGCGAUAGCACAAUGUCACCCAUCGCCCGGCCACAUCGGUCGUACGAACGCCCUCCGCCUGUAGGGGACGUGUAUGUGCGCAAAGAGAGACAGGAACUCCGCAGGAAGCGAACCAUCAAAGAACAACGGCGACGACCGCUGCCUCGUUGGAGCUAUGAUUCUCUGGAGGGAACGUGUGUUUCUGAAUGGCUCAUGUGGACAUCAGAUUUGAUGUGGGGUGUUUGGUCCUGGGCCGUCCAGAUGGCAGGAGGGGUCGUAAACGAAUUGGUUCGUAUUGUUGUGCCACCUGGGACUGACGCGCGACAGUCAUCUGCUCGACACGUAACCUCGCGUCAAUAUGACGCAUUUCAUAGAAAUCUCUUGGAUGAACGCCUGAUGAACCGCGUUAGUUCGCCGCCGGAUGUUAUCAUAAAUGUUGAAAGAAACCACAGUGCAACUUUUGACCGUAGAUCUUCACUGCCUGCUACAUGCAAACGUGGUUUCAUCAAGGCUGCUCCUCGAACCGAGGUGUCAAUGUCCUCAGGUCAACCAAGUGCCUCUGUGAGCAAAACGACUGCCCUAGCCGCAAGUACAACAACAACAGGCGCCAAUAAGGACUCAGUUGUGCGCAGCAUAGCUGACUCGAAGGAUGCGUUCUGCAAUGGCUCUCAUUAUCAUCUUAACCCUAAAGCCUCCUAUUCCGGUUUAAGUUAUAAGACUAAUGGAAAUAUUAUCGAUAGUUUACCCAGUGCUGUUCACGAGCAAUCUGUUGAUCUAUCUGUGACUGGUUUAGAAUUGGAAGAGCAUUUUCCUUACAUAGAUGAGGGACCUGCACUCAGCAAGGAUGAGUCAUUGCGCCAAAACGCUGAUCACGUGCUCGCUGCAAUGCGGGGUUUUACUUCAGUUCAGUGUGAAAUGUUAAGGGCAAUACGAGAAGCGAAGAGAGCGACCAGUAGCUUGACCACGCCUAAAGCUCCACGUGACCGCUGUCUCAGCGUAUCUUCAGUCACCAGUGGGGACAGCCUUCCUUCUAUGUCGUCUCUAGACAAAUUUUUGGCUUCUUCUAGUUGUACCUCGACUGUAGGUUCCUUGCCCAGCUCUCGAGUGAGUUCUCGCAAUCCAAGUCCUUCUGUAUCAAGCAUUACAGCGAAUAAUAUCAGUGAUACGGACGACUCGUCUGUGUGUCGAGAGUCAACACCCGUCCUCGAUGAACAAGUCGAACCAAACAUUGAAAUUUUAAGCCACUUUGACGUCGCUGAUAUCGAGCAACCGUCAGUCAUUCAGUGGAGUGGUUUCGUGUCGGAUUCUGGGGUGGUUCAUAUGAGAGAGAAGAAAACUCCUACAAAUGCUCAGAGACCAUGGUCUUUUGACGUUAGCUUUUUAAGCGAGUCGAGCACGCAUGCGAAAAAAAUGUAUAUUUACGAACCUCGGAAACUAUCUAAUAGAGAGACUCUGAUUAGUCUGCCGAAGCCGUCUUCAAAUCACACCCGUGUACGACCAACUACUUUGCAACUUGAAGUUGAUUAUGAAACCGAUAUUAAAUCAAGUUCUACAAACGACAGAAGUGAUGAGAACGACUUGACACUCAAUUCCCAGGAGGAUGAGAUUCUUUCAAUGUUCAGUACCAUAACCGAUAAUUUGACACGGCCAAAACAAAUAAUAUACGACGAAACUCUGCCAGAUUUCAAAGAAAGGGUAAACGGGACAAACCUUGCUGAAGAUCGAAUCCGUAAGUGCGAUGAAACCUCUUUAAGUAUUGAAUCUGCUCCAGUUACACCCCUGGAUAUCCCGAUAUUUUUAAGUAGCUGUGAAACGCGCUUGAACGAUUGUUCGUGCGACAACGCGAGCUGUGAGAUAGAGUCCCUGGCGACAAGUUGUGAGUACGAAUCAAUGGAAGAAAGUUUUUCUUCAUCAAGUAUACGUUUGUUGACGGUGAAGCCUGUAAGGGAGAGCAGCAGUUCGGUUGACGGUCGUACCUGGCACGACCUGUCUGACGACGAGGAGAGCACAGCUGUUCCGUGUGUCACUCCUCCGUCGUCACUGCCCUCGCCUGCAGCCGAUGUCCUUCCUAAGAUUGACAUUACUGCUCUCAAAGGAGAGAUUAUGGCCCUCAAGCGGGAGAUAAUUGCCAGAAAAGGUGGAGGUGCUCCUAUUUUGCAGUCUCCCCAAGAAAAUCAGACUCAAUUCCCCAUCAAUUCGUUCGUUUCGUCCGUAGAAGAUAUCGGCAGCUUGAGGAGUGAAAUAAGUGCCCUCAAGCAGGAUUUCUUGUCAUUGCUUGAUGACAAUGCUAAAUGCAGUUUAAAAGCAGCUUGUAAAAAAUCAAAGUACAAAUAUUCGGGAAAGGCUAUAAGUAUCGAUAGUGUCGAUGACAUAAUUAAACCUAAGUCAACAGUCCUCGAUAGAAUUUGUUCUCUCGACCAAAAAAGUGUUUCGGACGAUGAAGAUGGCUUCUUUUUCUCUUGCAAGCAAUCCAAGUGGAACUUUGAGGAAAAAAUUGACAGUAAUAACAAGCAGUCUCCCGUUUGGUAUCGAUCUCCGAACUUGAAAAGGUGUCAAGGUUUCGUUUCUCAAUGCGAGUUCGACGCACGACAGUUAUCGCCGGGGACGGUUUCAGACGUGGCAUUACCAACGGUCCAGCCUUCGGCCGCGUCUUCGUUUUCACUACGCCAGCAAGUGCCAUAUUCUGCACUCAUGGCACCUACCAUCCCUUCUCACGAACGCUUCUGUCCUGCUGCACUGCGACGCCUCACUGAAAUGAUGCGAACACCUGAUAACGAUGAACAAAAUUCACCCAUCGACAGCGAUAGUUCACAAGACGACGACCAUCCUUAUUCUAGUGACGAUGGUUUUGCUAGUGAUGGCGACAGCGAUUGUGAAGACGUUGAACUACCGUGUAGCGUUGAAAGAGUUCUAUAUGGUUUGGAAGCUUCGCCUUUCAAGAUACUGGAUAAUAGGACGGAUAUUCGCGACCGUGAUGUUGAGGAAGAAGAGGAGGAGGAGGAGAUCCUCGGCUCCGACGAUGAGGAGCAGGAGGAUUCUAAGGACUACUGCAAAGGUGGCUACCACCCGGUGAUGAUAGGCGACCUGUUCUACAACAGAUACCACGUCAUCAGGAAGCUGGGCUGGGGACACUUCUCCACAGUUUGGCUCUGCUGGGAUAUGCAGGCCAAAAGAUUCGUAGCUUUGAAGGUUGUGAAGAGCGCCUCGCACUACACCGAGACUGCACUCGACGAAAUAAAACUUCUAAAAUGCGUGCGCGAAGCAGACGACCACGAUCCUAAGCGCGACAAGACCGUGCAGCUUUUGGAUGAUUUUAAAAUCACGGGCGUGAACGGCACGCACGUGUGUAUGGUCUUCGAGGUGCUCGGCCAUAACCUCCUUAAAUUCAUCAUCCGCUCAAACUAUCAGGGCAUCCCCCUCGCCAACGUUAAGAACAUCACAAGACAGGUGCUAGAAGCGCUGGACUACCUCCACACAAAGUGUCAGAUCAUCCACACUGACAUCAAGCCAGAGAACAUUUUAAUGUGCGUCGACGACACCUACAUCAGGAGGCUGGCCUUUGAAGCCACCCAGUGGCAGAAGAUGGGCCUCAAACUGCCUGGCUCGCUAGUGAGUACCGCUCCAAAGCAUUUUAAUCAACCGGAUCCCAAUGCCAAAAUAUCUAAAACUAAACGGAAGAAAAUCAAAAAGAAAGCAAAAGUGAAGCAAGCGCUGUUAGAGAAGCAAAUCAAAGACCUGGAGGAACUUGAGGAACGUGAAACUAGGAUGGCUUUGGCUGCCUGUACGCUGACUGAUGGGCCUUCUCUGCCUGACCAAGAGUCUCCCCUGGCCAGCACCACUAACGGCGACUGCUUUCCUCCGAUUUGUGACGCCAGUGACGCUGGUCAGAAAACAAUUAUGAACAGCAACGAGGAGAGUAAUGGCGCCAAACACGCUGAGGGAGAGCGACCUCACAAGGCCAGCGUCAAGAUCAUCAUGAACGAUGAAGAUCCCGUCAGAAAUGAUGGCUCUGAUGAGCAUGACGACGAGAGUUCUGACCAUCCCAUGCUACGCUCCAAUCUCUACAAGGGCGCUAACAACGCGAGCUUUGACGAAGCUGCUCAGCAGAAACUCGAGCACCGCAAGAGUCUGGCUGAGAUGUGCGAAGCUGACGUCACUCCCGGCGGUGCCGUUGGCCUCAACCUCGACCCUAUGAUGAACGGCCACAAUCCUGGCACUGCACGUCCGCACCUCGGACGCUCCGAGUCUGAAAUCACUCCUGAUCUCAGGAUAGCUCAUGAUCAGCAUGUUGAGGGUGCGACUAGUGAUGCAACCGAAGGGCUGUCUGGCGCAGAGGGCGGCAAGGGAGGCUGUAGCGACGGUCUUGGCAACAGCUCGGCCGGCAUGCGUCGAGUAGCUUCGUGUCCCGACCAUAAGGCUCUAGAAACUAUGCCUGAUCCCGUCACUGAAGUGUGCGAUUUGCAGGUUAAAAUUGCAGAUCUCGGCAACGCUUGCUGGGUAGACCAUCAUUUUACCGAAGAUAUCCAGACAAGGCAGUAUAGGUGCCUAGAAGUUCUUUUAGGUGCAGGCUACGGCACUCCUGCUGACAUUUGGAGUACUGCAUCUAUGUCGUUCGAGUUGGCGACUGGUGACUAUUUGUUCGAGCCGCACUCUGGUGCAGAGUACAGCCGAGACGAAGAUCACCUGGCGCAUAUCAUCGAACUACUUGGAGAAAUUCCUCGAUCCAUUGCACUGUCUGGCAAAUACUCCAGAGAAUUCUUCGAUAAGAAAGGUGAACUACGACACAUUAGCAAACUGAGACCUUGGGGACUCUAUGAAGUGCUCACUGAAAAAUACGAGUGGCCUGAUGAAGAAGCACGCGCCUUUGCCGAUUUUCUACUUCCUAUGCUCGAAUUUGACCCUAGCAAAAGAGCGACUGCCGCUGAGUGUCUCAAGCAUCCUUGGCUCAACUCUUGAAAAUCUCAAAUUAGUGUUCUUGGCUGGUUGGCCGCAAUUCAUGAUGAGGCAGGGGCGAGAGAUUGCUGUGUUCGUGAGUCGUACGUCACUAUAGAUCGCAGAACAGCAAAAUAUACUUUGCGGCAUUUCGGUUAGGUUUUCUCAGUAUGCAUGUUCAUCUUAAUCCAUGAUUAUGGAAUUGAAACAAUGCUACGGUAAUGAUAAGAAAAAGUGAGCUCGGAGGAAAAACUGAAUUCGAUAGGUCUCGAGGCUAUUGCAUUGUCCUCGUUCGUAUUCCAUGAUUGUUUUUCGUUGCAGUUGCUAGGAGCAAAUGUACGUUUUUCUGGUAUCACCGAUCAACCGCCUUAUUGUAUAACAUUUAGCCUUUU